This is a messenger RNA of Cotesia glomerata, 2115 nucleotides long. Its product is annotated as laccase-1-like. The coding region runs from base 84 to 2054 and encodes 656 amino acids. NCBI's taxonomy places the organism in Eukaryota, Metazoa, Arthropoda, Insecta, Hymenoptera, Braconidae. The record is from RefSeq and is a predicted model, not a curated record. Gene Ontology annotation, biological process: iron ion transport. Gene Ontology annotation, cellular component: plasma membrane. Gene Ontology annotation, molecular function: copper ion binding; oxidoreductase activity. The transcript has 8 exons.
AAAUUAUUAGUGGCUUUAUCAAAGGUCAGCUAAUAGUCAAAAGUUUGUGACUGUUGUUAAUACUUUUAGUAUAAAAGGCAAUAAUGGAAGUUUGUAAAAAAAUCAAUAUGUUAAUAUUGCUGGUUUUUAUCCUACCGAUUUUUGCAACUAGCCAGCAAUGUGCGGACGAUGGACUGAAAUUAAGCACUCCAGAAGAAUGUAUGCGAGAGUGUAGCAAAAAUGAGACACGGAAAAUUUGCUACUACUUUUUUUCAUUGGAAUUUUUUCCGGCACUCAGCAGCGCUUGCGAAAUGUGCCAACCGACGACGACACAAGGAUUGAAAAACAAAGCGGACUGCGAGUGUAUUCUCGUUGAUGGAGUUGAACGAACUGUGUUUUCAGUGAAUCGCAUGAUACCCGGCCCCCACAUUCAGGUUUGCAAAAAUGAUUACAUUGUGGUGGACGUUGAAAAUAUGGCUGAAGGAGUCGGAGCGACGAUGCAUUGGCACGGAUUGUUUCAGCGUAAUUAUCAGCACUAUGACGGAGUGCCUUACGUUACUCAGUGUCCUAUAGAAGCUUUCGACACAUUUCGGUACCAGUUUCUAGCCGCCGAAUCGGGGACUUUUUUUUACCACUCUCAUGUCUCGGUCCAUCGGCUGGACGGGCAAUACGGGCCGCUGAUAAUUCGCGAGCCAAGAGAAGAAGAUCCCAAUUCGCAGUACUACGAAGUUGAUGAUCCAGCACACGUGAUCCUCAUCAGCGACUGGAUGCAUGAGCUGGCUACCGAGCGAUUUCCUGGGCUACGUAAGCGCUGGUCCACCCAAAGGGCUGAAAAUAUUCUAAUCAACGGUCGUGGAACUUAUACAUUCGAAAACGGAACGGAGACUGACGUAGAUUUGGAAACGUUUUACGUCCAACCUAAUACCACACACCGGUUCCGACUGAUAAACGCAUUCACCACAGUAUGUUUGGCACAACUAAGCAUUGAAGAUCAUAAAUUGUUAUUGAUCGCCCAAGACGCGGCUAAUAUAGAGCCAGUCGAAGUCAACACGAUUAUUAUUGGCUCUGGCGAGCGCGUUGAUUUUGUCAUCAACACAAACAACGACGUUAAAACAUAUUGGAUACAAGUACGUGGACUCGGAGAGUGUCAAGAGACUGAAGUGAAUCAAUUGGCAAAGCUCCAGUAUCAAGGCGACGAAGAUUCAGAUUCUGCUAGUGAUCCUCCGACUUACAGCGAUGGACUUCUUCGUGGCACUCUUUAUAAUCCACUGGACGGGUCUUGCGAUCCAGCGGAAGAGACUUUCUGCGCGAGUAAUUUGAAAACUGCAGAUCCUUUUGACGAAGAAAUUCUUAAGCCUGAUCCAGAUGUUCAAAUUUACUUACCAUUCUGGUUCCAUAAUUUCAAUGAGACUAAUACUUUUAAUGUUUUGUACGGUUCUGAUCCCGAGAACUAUCCAGUUUUCUUCUCUCCUCAGGCCACAGACCCUCUGGUGAGCGUUCUGGGAAACGUAACCUUCAAAUCACCUAGCGCGCCUCCACUGACCGAACCCGAAGGCUAUGAAUACUUUUGUGAUUCCCCGGAUUCCAAUUACUGCAAAGAACACGCCGUUGACCGAACGCCUUGCUCUUGCACUCAUGUUCAAAAUGUCCCGCUAAAUUCUAUUGUCGAAGUUAUAAUCUACGAUAAACAACGUUUGCCGACUUUGAACCACCCGUUCCACCUCCACGGCGGAAAUUUCUACGUAUUGGAUAUGGGAAGUCUUCCGGAGCAGGAUAACCUCUCGGAAUCAGACAUCGAAAAAGUUAUGGCCAGGCACCAAAAGCGUCUGAGACUCCACAAAGGUUAUGACCGGCCUUCCGCUAAAGAUUCCAUUAUUGUUCCACAGGGCGGAUGGGUUAUUUUUCGGUUCCGCGCUGACAAUCCUGGAUACUGGGCAUUCCAUUGUCACUUCGACUGGCAUUCAAUAACGGGAAUGCAAUUGAUAUUUCAUAUUGGUUUGGACUCUGAUUUACCGUCCACACCUUCAGGAUUUCCUCGGUGUGGUUCAUUUAAACCACCCGUCUGUGCUCCUUGAUAGCUUUUUGUUUUAUUUUUUUUAGACAAAUUUAUUUAUUAUUUUUUCUUGUUAAGAAAAA